Molecule: messenger RNA, 810 nt
Organism: Exophiala bonariae
Lineage: Eukaryota; Fungi; Ascomycota; Eurotiomycetes; Chaetothyriales; Herpotrichiellaceae
Exons: 1
Coding region: 1-810 (269 amino acids)
Source: RefSeq, a predicted model, not a curated record
AUGUCGUGGUUUCAAAUCCUGUCACAGCCUCUCGCAAUACUCGUGCUCCAGGUUUCCUGGUUGUGCUCGGUGGCCUCUGCUACCCAAUCUUUACUGACCACUGCCAUCAAGAUACGCAAUGCCACGGUGAAUGACGCAGAGCAAAUCACCUGCAUCAUACAAGAAGCCUUCCGUGGAGCACCGCACGUCAAGUAUGUCAACGAGUUCAUGGACCUCCACCCCCGCCACCUUUUCAACUGUCUUCUUGGUGGGGUGAGCACGAUGCUUGACAAUCCCGAUGUGAUGAUCCAAGUCGCCCUUCUACCCAAUAACAGCGCCCCACACGACUUAGUACCUGUAGGAGUCGCAAUCUGGGAGUUCCCUGAAGCAUGGCCUCGGAUUUCACCUUCCUGGACAAGUGGACUUUUCCUUCAUUCACCAGACGCCCUGGAAAUGGACGAAGAUUGUCUUCUCAUCGUCAAUAUCAGCCGCGCCAUCGACUUCGACCAUCAAUUCUCAGCAGCGCAGCGUGAUUACCUUGACAAGUCGUACCCAAAGUCGCAGCAGUAUUACCUCAAUACACUUGGUACACAUCCUGACUACCAAAGACGAGGAGCGGGUGGAGCGUUGGUCAACUCUGGCAUUGAAGUCGGCAAGAAAAGCAAUCGUAACGAGAAUGUUACAGCAACGUUGAUUGCUACUGAAGCUGGCGAGCCGCUGUACCUACAUCUGAGCUGGGAAAGCAUUAAAAAUUUCACAGUGAAGAGUAUGGACGUCGUGGCUGGGGUAAGAGAGCAGUGGCGUUUUGAUAUCAUGAAACAUGAUAUUUAG